UCAGCUGUGGUCACGUGACGAGCACAGUUGGUGAUUUACGCAGCAGCACACUGAAAACAUCAAGACAAAGCGACACGGUUUAUCUGUCAGGACUUUUCCACUGUGUCCUCACUUUUUCACAAGUCAAUAUCCGACCAGAGACUGGCCAGCGUCCUGGCUAUCUUUUCUACAGAAAUAUUUCCUCAGCUCUGUCUGUUUGAUGUAGUUAUUACCAUCGGUCAUCGGAGGAUUUGACUAAAAAGCCAGCAGAAAUGAACGGGGCUGACAUAGGAAAGAUGGCGGGCAGCGGAGUUCCAGGAAGUGAGGGAAAAGACCCAGUAGCCAAUGGGCAUGCAGAGAAUGAGUCCAACCCCUUUGCAGAGUACAUGUGGAUGGAGAACGAGGAGGAAUACAAUCGGCAGGUGGAGGAGGAAUUGCUUGAGCAGGAGUUUUUGGAGCGCUGUUUCCAAGAGAUGUUGGAUGAGGAGGAUCAGGAUUGGUUCAUUCCAGAGAGGGACCUCCCCUCAGUCGGACAGAUACAGCAACAGCUCAAUGGACUUUCUGUCAGUGAUGGCAAUGCAGAGGAAAUCUUGCGAAAGAGCAUCUUAAACCCUGAAGCCAAGGAGUUUGUGCCAGGGGUGAAAUACUAGGGAUCAUCAUUGUCCUCCUCUCUCAAACACACGUCUGAUCAUAUAUGCAGAGACUGUUGUGCCCAUGUUUCGGAUGGUCACAUAAAAUGCGCUCUUCUCCACAUUUUUGAAGGGGCUGGAAUACUGUUUUAUUUUUUUGAAUGGGAGGGAGGUAGGGGGUGAUUGUCUAUAAGCUUUAUAUUUCUGUUGUGUAUAAACCAAGGGUAUUAAGUUGAAACAUGACCUCUAGGAGGUGCUGUGACUAGAUAAUAUCAUACUCAUUACCAGGCUGUUUUAUUUUCCUCUACCCUUGUUGAAAGGGCUGUUCUUGUCAACUUUCAUUGUUUCACAGUUUGUGCCUGAUCAGGUCUUUGCUUCUCCUCCCGUUGUUGUUGCUGUGUUUUUUCUUCUUUUAUUUUUGUUAUGGUUCUUUUCGAUGCAUCACUUCACAUUCCUGGGUUUCAAGAGGUGUGGCCAUAAAUGACUGGGGGCGUGGCUGGUUGUGGGCGGAGCCCCUUGGUUUGUGUUGAAUGCUGAGGAAAGGGUGUUGGGGAAUUCACGUGAAUUCAACUUUUGAGUUUGAAUUGAAUUCGUUACAUGCAGGACUGAAUUUCAUUAAAAAAAAUAUGGAAGAAUGGCAAAAUAAAGAAGAAAAGUUUGUACUAAAUGGACCAUUUCUUGUGUAUGGCUGUAUCUUAAAUCUAUUAAAUCU
Messenger RNA from Sinocyclocheilus rhinocerous, 1320 nucleotides. Its product is annotated as polyadenylate-binding protein-interacting protein 2B-like. The transcript has 4 exons. Gene Ontology annotation, cellular component: cytoplasm. Lineage: Eukaryota; Metazoa; Chordata; Actinopteri; Cypriniformes; Cyprinidae. Gene Ontology annotation, molecular function: mRNA regulatory element binding translation repressor activity. Bases 252 to 629 code for a protein of 125 amino acids. The record is from RefSeq and is a predicted model, not a curated record. Gene Ontology annotation, biological process: negative regulation of translational initiation.